This is a messenger RNA of Cornus florida, 1009 nucleotides long. RefSeq lists its product as uncharacterized. The record is from RefSeq and is a predicted model, not a curated record. Bases 77 to 754 code for a protein of 225 amino acids. Lineage: Eukaryota; Viridiplantae; Streptophyta; Magnoliopsida; Cornales; Cornaceae. The transcript has 4 exons. Gene Ontology annotation, molecular function: protein binding.
AGGAAAAAAAUUAUUAUUUUAUAAAAUUUGGCAUCGAAAACAAAACAAUUGAAUCACAAAUAUGAGGAAUAACUAAAUGCCAAAUGGUCUUUCUUUACCCAGAACUCAAGGGAAGUCUGUAAUUUACCCAUACGUAUAUAUACACACACGAUAUGGUAAUAGACUAAUAGAAAUCAAUAUCUCAUCGCUUCAGCGUACAGCCGUUCUAGAGAUAACCAAAAACCCUCACUCUCGCAUCCCUCACGGCCUGCCACCGAAGCCGGCUUCGUCAACCUCGCCGACCACCCGCCCACUGGUUUUACGGCCUACGGUUAUUCUUAUAUUGGAGUGCCUUUUAAGGAGGUCAGAAUUCAGAGCAGAUACUGUAAUUGGGGCAAGGAUGUCUGAGAUAAUGACAGGUUGGAUAUGCUCAUCUAAAGAAGAAAUUGUUUGUGAUGAUGACAAACCUCUAUUUCUCUCUUUUAUGAAUGAGCUAUUUCAAAGAAAAGUACCAAAAACAGAAGAAGUUGGAAAGAAGGAAUCAUCUGAUUAUCAAGGUAAAUAUUGCCCACCAAUAAUUUUGUAUCAAAUUUGUCAGUUUGGCAUAAUAGAUUGUGCCAUCGCUUUUCUCGGAGGGGAGACUGGUUUCAUCGCUGAUCUCAAUAUUCCGUUUAACGAUGGAUUAUAUCCAUUGCAUUUAGCAGCUAAUAGUUUAUCAUAUGAAAUGAUUGCGACAUUACUUUGCCAUGGAGCUCGGACUGAUGCAGAACCAUAGAGGGUGAAUUUAGGGGCGACUUGUUUCCUCUCAACGUAUCACUUGAAACAGUAAGUUAUCAUCGAUCCUUGAUUGAUCCCAAAAAAAUCUAUCUUCAAGUUGAUCGUUGUUCUUUUGUCUGCCUCAAAUGGUUUGUUUAGACAAAAUUUAUGUGUAUUACAAAUAAUGUUUACUUUCUAUACAUUUGAAUGGGUUGAGUGGUCUGAUCUAUUUUUUUUUUUUUCCUUUCUGUUUGUUGCUUAUUAUGGUUAAAUG